UUAGCUGCGGCACUGGAGAGAGAGUGUUGACCUGCGCUCUGGACAUUUAAACAUUUACAAUAAUAAUAAGAAUAAUAAGAAGAAGAAUUUCUUUGCACCUCGCGCCUGUUUAAUCCAAUGGGCUUUUUUCCACCUAGAGAAAGAUGUGACUGAGCUCCGGCUGUGUGUGUAUGUGUGUGUGUGUAUGUAUGUGUGUGUGCGCGCGCGUGCGUGCGUGUGUGUGUGUGUGUGUGUGUGUGAGAGAGAGAGAGAGGCGGGCCGUGCAUGCGCCACAUCUCUUUCACUAAUGGAAGUUAUUGUUGUUGCGAGUUGUUUCUAACUAUGAGGUGCACGAGAAGCGGCUUUCUCUCCUGGCCUUCCUUAUUCACCACGGACCACUGAUUUUUUUUUUUUUUAAAUUAUAAUUUAUUUAUAUAUGUUUUUUUGUCUUUUGUGCGCGCGCGGGUGUGUACGUGUGUGUGUGUGGAGGAUUUUUUCCCCCCUUUAAACCGAGAAAUACCAAAUCGCACGAGGAAGUAAAGAGCUGAAAGCAGCGCGAGGCAGAACUACACCGCCGAGAGGGAUUUAAAUCGCCUGGCUCUUUUUUUGUUGUUGUUGUUGUUGUUGUUGUUGUUGUUGUUGUUGUUGAGAAGAAGGAGGAAAGAAGAAGAAGAAGAGGCACGCGGAGAAAACAAGAGGAAAUUCAUGUAGCUCUUCUAUCUUUAGCGACAUUUUUCUUCUUUUUUUUUUUGGUAUUGGAUCGCAGGAUGAGCAAAGACAGACCGAAGAGGAACAUCAUCCACAAGAGAAGAGAUGACGACAGCGAUGGGAUCCCCUGGUCGGAAGAGCGAGUGGUGCGGAAGGUCCUCUAUCUCUCGCUGAAGGAGUUUAAGAGCGCACAGAAACGCCAGCUCUGUGACGGCCUCAGCGAUGGAGCCAAAAGCCCGAACGGUUCUCUGUCUAGUGUCCAGCUCAAUGGUUCUGGCUCUAAAGGAGGACGUAAAGAGGACGACUCUCGCUCUCAGAGUACGGAUGGAGGGAGUGAAUGCUGGGAGGAUGGACAGGCCAAAAAGAGACCCAGACUUCAGGCCCAGAGGAAAUUUGCUCAGUCUCAGCCCAACUCCCCCAGCAGCACGCCGGUGAAGAUGGCUGACCCGUCACUGCCCACACCAGCCACGCAGAUCACCGACCUCUCCAGACGCAAGCCCAAGACCGAAGACUUCCUCACUUUCCUCUGCCUCAAAGGCUCCCCGGCUUUACCCAGUAACAUGGCCUACUUUGGCAGCUCUCAGGAUGAGGACGAGCUGGAGGACGAUGAGGAAUGCGAGGAGGAGAAGCCGCCCAGCGUGGCGUCCACAUCGUGCCAGUCCACACCACGGAAAGGCAAACCGCCCGGCAGACUCAACGAACAGGUGUUUAAUGGCCACACUAAGCUGAUGAAGGAGAGGGACAACACGCUGAGGCCGAAAGUCAGAGAGUCAUCAGUGGGGAAGGAGCGCUCGGAGAAGGUGGACGAGUGGAGAGACGUCCCACAAUCCGCCACAACCAGAACUCACACCUUAAACGGAAUUGGCAUUAAAGGAACCACAGAGGAACUACGCAAGCAGGUCUCUAAAGUGAACGGCUUUUCGCAGCCAUCUCCUGCGACCGUGGCCACUGCCAAAAAGUCAAAAGACUGCCGCCUACCCUCCAGAACUGUGAAGUACACGGCCACCGUGACCAAAGGCCACGUCACCUACACCAAAGCGAAAAGAGAACUGGUAAAGAAAGCCAAACUGAACCACAGCAAACAUGCUGCUUCUGCUGGCGGUAAUCAGCAUCCAGCCAGCAACGGGCACGGUGCCCAGCCCCCUCACUCAGGGAAAGCCCCAAGUGGCAAUGCAAAAACCCGUAAACAGGUGCUGUUAUCACACGGGCUGCACAGCGCAGCCAAUGGGGGCAACGCUGUUCGCUUCAACGGGAGGAUCAAUGGACUCCAUAGUUCCAAGGAGGAGGAGCUGGAGGACGAGAGCCGGCAGGGGCGGCAGGGUCUGCGCAAUUCCAAACGCAGGAUGGAUACAGGACCAAAGCUUAUGGAGCCUAAGUCCAAGGUCUUGUUCUCAGAGGCUAAAAAGCCUAAACUGGCAUCACAUCCUGUCGUGGAGACGCGCAGCAAGAAGGUGCUAAACCAGGACAAGGCUUCAACCGCCCUUGCUAAUGGGCACAGCAUCACAGAAACAGCUGCCUCACCCACACCAAAAACAGGCCCCACCCCUGCCCCAGCCUCACCAGCUGCCCCCGGCUCCGCCCACCAGAGCCCAGCCAACCCGGAGCCAGCAAGGCAACGGCCUAAGCGUGCCUCAGCCGGGAGGCUAAUGUUUAUCCACAGAGCACAGCAGAGGGUCAAGAGCUGGCAUGCUAACUCUAAUGCUAACACUACCUCAACCAGCAGGCCCUUGAGAGGGUCAGAGCCUCAGACCACACCUUACCGGGUGGAGCGGGAGCGCGAGAGGGAAAAGGAGAGAGAAAAGGAGCGGGAGAGAAGCCGGGCAGGCCUGGCAGCAUUGCCUGAGGUUCCUGUAAUGAGGCCCAACUCAAGGGAGUUUCAGGAUCCACUGGUGUACCUGGACACGGUGCGAGAAUGUGCAGAAGCGAGCGGGCUGUGCCGAGUGGUCCCGCCUCCUGACUGGCGUCCCGAGUGCAAGCUAAAUGACGAUAUGCGCUUCGUCACACAGGUGCAACGUGUGCACAAGCUCGGCCGCCGCUGGGGGCCCAACGUCCAGAAACUUGCCUGCAUCAAGAAGCACCUCAAAUCUCAGGGCAUCAGCAUGGAUGAGCCGCCAGUCAUCGGAGGCUGCGAGGUGGACCUGGCACGCUUCUCCGAGCUGGUCAGUGACAUGGGUGGGAUGCAGAGGGUGAUGGAUCUGAAGAAGUGGAGCCGUUUGGCGGAUCUGCUCCGAAUCCCGAGGUCAGCUCAGGAACGGCUGGCUAAGCUCCAGGAGGCCUACCUGCAGUUCCUGCUCUCCUACGACCAGCUUUCUCCGCACGAGCAUCGCCGCCUCGAGCACGACGUGCUGGCCGAGAAGGAGAUGCUGGAGCGUCGGCGGGGGCCCCUGGAGGGUCACUCAGAGAGCGGGAACGGCCACGCCCUGGUACUGCCGCGCUAUGAGCCCAAAAACGGGCUCCACGGACCAGGAAAGGAGCUGGAGACGCCGCGGAACCCCGGACGCCGCAGACUCUUCUCUCAUGAGAAGAAAAAAGAGGGCCAUGUAGGAGAGGAAGGAAACGAAGGGGUUCUCAGUGACCAGCACAAGUGUAUAUAUAAGGGGAGAUCGGUGUCUUUGACCACUUUCUACAGAAUAGCCAGGAACACGUUGAUGAUGUGCUUCAAUAAGGAACCCAGAGCAUCGGAAGUCGAGCAAGAGUACUGGAGAAUAGUGGAGCAGAGGGACUGCCACGUAGCGGUGCAUUAUGGGAAAGUGGACACGAACACACACGGAAGCGGCUUUCCCGUGGGGAAGUCAGAGCCUUUCUCAAAACAUGGAUGGAACCUCACUGUCCUCCCUCACAACUCCGGCUCCAUCCUGCGUCACCUCGGUGCCGUGCCCGGGGUGACUGUUCCCUGGCUGAACAUUGGCAUGGUCUAUUCUACCUCAUGCUGGUCACGAGACCAAAACCGCCUUCCAUACAUUGAUUACUUACACACUGGUGCUGACUGCAUUUGGUAUUCGAUUCCUGCUGAGGAGAAGGCUAAGCUUGAUAAAGUAGUGCACACGCUGCUGCAGGCCAACGGCACACCGGGACUCGAGAUGCUGGAGAAGAACAUAAUGAUCUCUCCGGAGGUUCUGAGUCGUGAGGGGAUUAAAGUUCACCGGACGGUGCAGCAGAGCGGUCAGUUUGUGGUGGUUUUUCCCGGCACGUUCGUGUCCAGAGUGUGCUGCGGCUACAGCGUGUCAGAGACGGUGCACUUCGCCACGCCGCAGUGGAUGAACCUGGGCUACGAGGCUGCCAAGGAUCUGAAAUGCAGACGCAUCGCUAAACCCUUCUCCAUGGAGAAGCUGCUCUACCAGAUCGCCACGGCCGAGGCCAAACGAGAGAACGCACUUCUGCUCAGUACAAUCUCCUCUCCUCUUAAAGAUCUCAGGAACACAGAGAUGAGGCAGAGGCAGGAGCUCUACGAGGCCGGGCUGCUCUCCUCCGCUCGCUACGGCGCUCACGAUAACAGCCAUGCAGACAACAGGAAGAAACCACGCAAGUGGCCGGCGCUCGAGACGUCCGAGAGACGGUGCCAGAUGUGCCAACACCUCUGUUACCUGUCCAUGGUGGUGCAGGAGAGCGAGAACGUGGUGUUCUGUCUGGAGUGUGCGCUGCGCUACGUCGAGAAACACAAGUCCUGCCGUGGACUGAAGCUGAUGUACCGCUACGACGAGGAGCAGAUCAACAAUUUGGUGAACCUGGUGUGCUGUAAAGCCAUGAGGAGUUCAGCGGAAAGCUGUAACGGCUCCAGUCCCAACAAAACACCGAGCAAGCGCCGCCCGAGGAAGAGCGCCUCCUUAGAGCUGACUCUGACACGCUUGGGCAAAAACGCCACCAUGGCCAUCUCAUGAGAGAGAGAGAAAGAGGGAGAGAGGGGCAGGAGAAAGAGACGGAGAGACCUCCUGCUCUGAGCUCCUGAGAUCUGCCUUUAACCAAUCACACCUCUCUCUUCUGAGGAUCUUCUGCCUCCUACAGUACGGCGAAACUUGCUACGUGCUAGCGAGCUGCCUUUUUUGCACUAGAGCGAAAGAAGGUUUUUUUUUUUUGAGGAUUUUUUUUUUUUUUGAGUUUUUCCUUUUAGUUAGCAUUAAGCGGCGUCCUCUCUGGUCUGAUUAAAAGCGAGACAGACGGACAAGACAAGACAGAUCAGACGUCAUCCUCUGGUGUUUUUACCCCUCCUCAUCCUCGGCCCUGUCGACUGCAUACACACUCAGCCUGAACUGUGAAUCAAGACACGUCGGUGCUCCUCUUUUUGAAUCCUUUUUUCCAUUUUGUUUUUUUUUUGUGUGUGUCAAGAUUCCAGAGACACAAAUCGCCGUACGCUCGUCUCGGACUGCUCCGUAUCGGUUUGUUUGGUUUUUUAAUUUUUUGCCCUCAGUUUUUCAAAACCGAACAAGUUUGACCUCUUUGAGUUAGCUGUGCAGCAAAGUAACACUUGAAAAGUUAUUAUUAUUAUUAUUAUUAUUAUUUUUAUUUUUGUUUCUCCUCCUCCGGGAGGAUUUUAAUGGGACGGGUGGAGAUGUGCUGACGAGCUCCUGUGCUGACACUAGCCCACUCCUUUAAUUGUGCCUGAUCUUCAGCCGAGGAGCUCCGUCUGAUUCUUUGGUGCUGUUUUUAUUUCAUUUUAUUUUAUUAAUAUUAUUAUUAUUAUUAUUAUUUACAUCAACACACAAAACAAAGUUAAAUGAAAAAGGAGUGCUAUCUGCCUUUCAGAGGCUUUCCGUCUUCGACAUGUGCAAUCGUGUUAACAUUCCACACUUAAUUCAUCUGUACCAGUUAACAUUAAUUAUUAUUAUUGUUAUUUUUAUUAUUAUUAUUAUUGUAAUUAUUAUUGUUGUUUUUUUACCAUUAUUUUUUCACGUCGUUUUUUCAACUAUUAGACAGAGGGGUAAAAUGUGAAAAUAGUUUUUUUUUCUUUUUUAUUUCGUUUUCUUGUGUACAUAAUCCUGUAAAUGUGUGUUUAAAAUACUUGAGCCUCUGCCUCGAGGUGCCAGGAAGAGGAAACGAGAUGAAAAAACACGCCACGAAGAAACAGCCUUACCUUUCCGUUUCUUCAUCCGGCCGGAGCGUGUGAGUGUGUGUGAGUGUGUGUGAGUGUGUGUGUGUGUGUGUGUGUGUGUGUGUGUGUGUGUGAGUGUGUGUGAGUGUGUGUGAGUGUGUGUGAGUGUGUGUGAGUGUGUGUGAGUGUGUGUGAGUGAAUGAGAGAGAGAGAUGGAGACAUGUACAGGGUUCCUCUGGCAUCGUGGAGAAAAUCUGAAGUGCUGCUUAAUAUCGCUAUAAAUAAGAUAUGGAGUAGCGAUGCCCCCUCUUUACCCCCCACUCCCCCAUUCCAGGUUUCUUGUUUUUUUGUUUUUUUUUAGCUUUACUUUUUUAAAGAAAAAAUGACUUAAAAAAAAAAAAAAAAAAAAAAAAAGGUUUUUACAUUUUCAUUACUGAAAAUUCAACAAUGUAGUAGCUUCUCAUAUUGCACUGAGCUUGCCAGUGAUGACUGUCAAGGAAAAAAAACAAAAACCCUAUAAUCCAGUUGUCGUCCUUUCCAGAAGACUGAACUGUUUUAGGAAUAUUUAAUGAAAACCAAGUCAGGUUUUUGUUUUUGUUUUUUUUCAACAGGAAUAAAAAUAAAAAAUAAACACGGUUGUCGAGUUUUUAUGGCCUUAGACAAUGUAUUUUAUUCACUUUUUGCUGUUUUUUUAUUUUUUAUUUUAUUUUAUUUUUUGAAAGGUUGUAUAUCAGAUUUGCUCAGUUAAUUUAUUCGCACUGCAUUUCAGCCUUUCCACACACACACACACACACACCACACACACACACACACACACACACACACACCACACACACACACGGGAAGAUUUCGUGUUUGUUCUAUUGCCAGUUUUGUUUUUUGUUGUUUUUUUUUUACUUUUCAAGUUUGUACUCAAGGUUUAAUAAAAACUUACGGACAG
This is a messenger RNA of Hemibagrus wyckioides, 6653 nucleotides long. RefSeq names its product jumonji and AT-rich interaction domain containing 2b (gene jarid2b). Gene Ontology annotation, cellular component: nucleus. NCBI's taxonomy places the organism in Eukaryota, Metazoa, Chordata, Actinopteri, Siluriformes, Bagridae. The record is from RefSeq and is a predicted model, not a curated record. Bases 747 to 4565 code for a protein of 1272 amino acids. The transcript has 18 exons. Gene Ontology annotation, biological process: chromatin remodeling. Gene Ontology annotation, molecular function: DNA binding; histone demethylase activity.